AUGCGGGCAUGCGAAGGCUGCCGCCGUCGCAAGAUAAAGUGUGAUGCUGCAACAACGAACACAUGGCCUUGUUCUGCCUGCAAAAGGCUAAAGCUUACAUGUGUUCCCCCGACAAUGCAAUUCGAUAAGGGCUUCCAGACUCAAGCCAUUGAUUUUGGGGACGAUAUUGAUGGCCAUUCUAGUGGCGGCGAGGAAGACUACUUGCCGCCUCAACAACAAGUACCUACACAAGGGUUUCUUCGGAGAUCCACGAGUACGGGAAGUUUACCUCAUUACAUCGGAAGGGACCAUUUCGGCGUAAGGCCGGCAGCGCAACUACAGGUUGCGCCUCACACGUCGUUUAUGCCUGGGUUAUAUAGUAAUCCCGCACAAGCUCUUCCCGUGGAUACCUCUGUGGAUUUCAACCCUAGUAAUCUGUAUACGACGCCCCCGCCGACCAUCCAGCAGCAGAUACCAGGUACCGCGGCUUCGCAUGCGAGUUGGCGGUCCGAGAGUCCUGUUACCACAUUCAAUACCGCAGGGGUCCAGGAAGUUCUCGGACAGUUAAAGAUCGAAGAUACUGGCGUUGCAUCCUACAUCCACUCCCAGAGCCGAGAAAUAGCAGCCCGCCCAGCAGUUGAUGAAACGCUAGAGGAUUACGAAAUAAACCCGAUCUUCAAUCCUGGUAUCCAUGACUACGCCGUUCGCAUACCGCCAGAAGAAAUGCCGACUGACGAAGAGGCCCUUGCUCUUUUUGACAUCUUCUUCACCGACGUACAUCCCUAUCUUCCUGUCGUGAAUAAAAACGCAUUCUAUCGACAAUGGCAUGGAACCCGUCACUCAAUAUCACCGUUGUUGUUGGAAGCGAUACUCGCUUGUGCUGGAAGGAUAUCUAAUAACCCUAAAGUUGGACUGAAGUGGUUGAAUAUGGCUUCGAAACAUUUGGAUUGUUUUUUCGAUGUACCACGGAUAAGCACAAUCCAAGCUUUGUUGCUUUUACUCAAGGCGAGAGAAAGUGCGCCACAGCGCGGAUACUUCUUUAGGUCUUACAUCUCAAUCGUAACAAUGAUCGCGAUGGCCCGAGAUUUGGGACUCGACAAACAUGCCGACUUGCACAAGAACGGAUCGGAAUGUCUUGACAGUCCUUUAGAAUGCCUUACUAAGACUAAGGUCUGGCAGGCAUGCUUUAUGCUAGAGUUUAUGGUCUGCGCGCCUCAAGGUCGUCAUGUAAUGGCUAGUGAUCCUAGUACAAUCGACAUUCCGGCCUCAUCUUCUGUCCUGGACAUGAGUGAGAAGGAGCUUACGGUUCAUAUGAACUUCUCGUACUUCUUCGAACUCUUGAAGCUCAUCCGUCGUAUCAACGACGUUUUCGCGAGGUUAAAGGCUACUGGCGCGAAUUGGGCUGGCGAUCCGGAAUUUCUCCAAUGCGGCCCUAGUUUCGAUAAUUGGCUGUAUACGCUACCGCCACAUCUCCAAAUCGAUGUCCCCACUGAUCCUAACAUGCCAAUGGAACCCGUGCUUACUCAUUAUGCGGGCAACUUGUUAAUUUAUGGAUAUCUCGCAAGAAUUAUGUUCCACCGUCCCGCCCUUGCUUUUGCAAGGAAUUUCACGGCUACGGGACAAUGGAGGAUGCAUCUGAGAGCUUGUUACGAUUCGUCGAGAAAAGCUUGUAGAUUGACUGAAGCUGUUAUGGAUCAGUAUGGGAUCCGAGGGUUGCAGUGCAUGCUUCGAGGGAUCAACUUUACUAUCUACGCCAUGUUGACUUGCACUAUGGUUAACCUGGUUGCUGCGACUUGUCCAGACCAUGAGUUCAACUCUGAUGCUAGAGAGUACUUUAGCCGCGCUAUGCGUAUUCUUGAAGUUUGUAUAGACAUCUCCGCGAGUAUGGAAACCCGAGCCCAAAUUGAAGCUUUCCGUGCCGCCUUCUCGCAAGAUAUUACACAACCUUUCGUCUUGAACUCGAAUUUCCCAUUUUACUCAUCACCAAGCACGCAUCAAAUGUCGCCUGCUGCAUCCGCAGGAUCAUACUCGCCUGUUGAUAUUACUAGAUCGCCGUUGUCUACUAGUCUUAGUGCACCUAUUAACCCAUCAAGGGUUACAAUUUCCCCGCCAAGCUCGGAGAGAGGAGAAUCACCGAAUCCAACUUUGAUGAUGAUGCAACAGAAUACACCACCGGUUGUGCAGCCGGUGCCGAGGAAGUCGAUGCAUCAUGGCCCGGCGCAAGAAGGGUGGAAUCCACAAAGGAUCUUUGAACACUGGAAUACUGGAUUCCCUGGUUUGGCAUCUGCACCUCUACCACCAUCAACAUUGCCAACAGUGCCAGAGAAUGGAUUGGUAGAGGGACUAAUGCCCCCGACGAGCACGUACUUCCAACCAUCAAUACCGGUUGUUACGCCAGAUGUGUGGCAGAAUACUGUCGCGCAUGUGUUCGCGGGGACAAAGCGGUCGUGGCAGUAUGCUAACCAGUGA
Messenger RNA from Orbilia oligospora ATCC 24927, 2448 nucleotides. RefSeq lists its product as uncharacterized. The record is from RefSeq and is a predicted model, not a curated record. The transcript has 6 exons. Gene Ontology annotation, molecular function: DNA-binding transcription factor activity, RNA polymerase II-specific; zinc ion binding; DNA binding. Gene Ontology annotation, biological process: DNA-templated transcription; regulation of DNA-templated transcription. NCBI's taxonomy places the organism in Eukaryota, Fungi, Ascomycota, Orbiliomycetes, Orbiliales, Orbiliaceae. The coding region runs from base 1 to 2448 and encodes 815 amino acids.